CCAGCCUCGAGCCGCCGCGCCGUCGCAGCCGAGCGCACGGCCUCCGGCGGCCCGCUGCGCCCGGAGUGUCCCGCCUCGGGCCGUCACCCACCCGCGGCUCGCGAACGCGGGAGAGGAGCUGGGCAGGCGCUGUCCAGCCCGUGGCCGGGCACAGCCGUGAGGGGUGAGGCGCGGAGACGUCCUGGCGGCCACCAUGGUGGCCACGUGCCUGCAGGUGGUGGGCUUCGUCACGAGCUUCGUGGGCUGGAUCGGCAUCAUCGUGACCACGUCCACCAACGACUGGGUGGUGACCUGCGGCUACACCAUCCCCACGUGCCGCAAGCUGGACGAGCUGGGCUCCAAGGGGCUGUGGGCCGACUGCGUCAUGGCCACGGGGCUCUACCACUGCAAACCGCUGGUGGACAUCCUCAUCCUGCCGGGCUAUGUGCAGGCUUGCCGAGCCCUAAUGAUUGCCGCCUCUGUUCUGGGUUUGCCGGCCAUUUUGCUGCUGCUGACAGUUCUUCCUUGUAUCCGGAUGGGCCAUGAGCCUGGUGUGGCCAAGUAUAGGCGGGCUCAGCUGGCUGGUGUUUUGCUCAUUCUGCUGGCUCUUUGCGCCAUUGUCGCCACCAUCUGGUUCCCUGUGUGUGCCCAUCGCGAGACCACCAUCGUGAGCUUUGGCUACUCCCUGUACGCAGGCUGGAUCGGUGCUGUGCUGUGCCUCGUGGGUGGCUGUGUCAUCGUCUGCUGCGCUGGAGAUGCCCAGUCCUUUGGUGAAAAUCGUUUCUACUAUUCUUCUGGUUCCAGCUCCCCAACUCAUGCUAAGAGUGCCCAUGUAUAAGAGGGCUGCCCAACUGCCCACAGAGGUGCUGUAGAUAGAUGCUGGGCCUGGGGCCCUAGGUUUGCUUGCCACAGUGUGGGGAAGUCCCCUCCUCCUGCCAGGCUCUAAAGCCAAAGGUUAGAAAAGCAUCCUGUCUGGUAUUUUGUAGUCUUAAACCCCACCCCCUUCCUCCCUCUUUUGGUUUCCUUAAAAGAAAUCCCUAGCUCAGAUAAUACUCAUACAAUUUUCUCAUGGUAUUGCCCACUAUUAGCAUUUUCUUGGGCAUUUUUUUUGUUGUUUAUUAAAAAUACAUAUAUUUUUUGUUUCUCUCUAAAUUUCAAAUGCCUUGCAAACAUUGCUGAGUUGGAUGGGGGUGGGGAAAAGAAAUAAAAGACACUUUUCAAACUGUUACACAUGACAAUGGGAGCCUCAUAAAAAUGCCUCUCUGUUUCCUCCCUCCUCUUCAGUUCCAAGGUCAUUUACUUAUAAGAGAUAGAAAAAAUUAGAACUAGAGACAUGGGAUGGAGGAGGGAGGGAAAUCGUGAAACUUCCUUUCUGUGGGAAAGUUUCCCUUUUCUAAGUUGAGGGCAAGAGGUGGGGAUAUUUUUUAGUUUGUGAUUUUACAUUUAUCUGUACAUACUUUUCCAAGAUUGAUCAUUUUUAUAACCAUGGUUUUCCUGAAAUUCUGAAUUCAUCAAUAUGAAGGAAAUGAACCAAGUAAUAUUAAUUAUGCAAUAAAUAACAGUACAAGUAUAACUUAAACUGACAUUCCACACAUUUUCAAUUUCCAGGUGUGUAUGAUACAGUGUUUAAUCCCACACUUUCAUAUGCUUCAACUUAACUCAUUGGUAAAGCUUUUUUCCCUUUUUCUCUCUGUGUUCAUUCUGUUAGCUAUCUUGAGGUGAUGUCAUUUAACCUAAAUUGUACUGUUGAAUUUGGCUUUACGGGUGUAAACACUGCAAAUGUAUCAGUAUCUGAGACCCCAAACUCUCCAAACUCUGAUGGUGCAUUUUGUUCUUUAAGUGAAAUCUGUGCAAUAAAAUAACAGACUGGCAAAA
Molecule: messenger RNA, 1854 nt
Organism: Carlito syrichta (Philippine tarsier)
Lineage: Eukaryota; Metazoa; Chordata; Mammalia; Primates; Tarsiidae
Gene: CLDN11
Product: claudin 11
Exons: 3
Coding region: 194-817 (207 amino acids)
Biological process (GO): bicellular tight junction assembly; cell adhesion
Cellular component (GO): bicellular tight junction; plasma membrane
Molecular function (GO): structural molecule activity
Source: RefSeq, a predicted model, not a curated record